AUGGAUGAGGUUCAUGCAGCCCCGGUCGAGCUAAGGCCCUCCCCCGUGGACCCUGCCACCGUCCCUCACAACUCCCUCAAGGGCAGCAUCAUCGCGUGCGCCGUCGUUUGCUGGGUCAUCGCCGUCGCCUUUGUCGGUCUCCGGUUCUACACCAGGACAAGAGUCGUCCGCGUCCUAUCUUUACCGGAUUGGUUGAUUCUGGGAGGCGUGUUUGUGUCUGCUCUUCAAUCAGCCGCAUUUAUCGCCGAGGCUCAAUAUGGCCUGGGCUCGCACGUCUGGGACUUUGAUCUCGCCUCCACCUACAUCCCGCUGCAAAUGUCCGCGUGGAUGGCCAUUCUUGCCUACAACAUCUCCCUGCUCUUCGUCAAAGCCUCCUUCCUGACGCUCUACCUUCGCAUCUUCAGCUACCAAAAGGCCCAGAUCGCCUGCAAGAUCAUCCUCGGCCUCGUCGUCUUCUCCGGUCUCUGGACCGUCGUCAUCUCCGCCACCGCCUGCAUCCCCUCAAGGCCUUUUGGGACCUGUCCCCUGCACGUCAGCACCGAUUUCUUGAUCUGGCUGGUGCCCUUGCCCCAGAUCUGGGGUAUGAAGAUGCCCAAGGCGCAGAAGAUUACUCUCAUUGUACUCUUCUCCUUUGGUUUCCUCGUCGCCUUCAUCUCCAUCAUCCGCGUCAUCUUCCUCGUUGACCUCCACAAGACCGCCGACCCCGACUUCAGCUGGGCCGGCGCCAAGUUCGGCUACCUCAGCCUCAUCGAGCUCAACGCCGCCAUCGUCGCCGCCUGCCUCGUCACUCUCAAGCCCCUGGCCCACAAGCUCUGGCCCACCAUUUUCGAGUCCGAGGACUCGGUCGAGGUGGCGGGCCCGAACCCGCCCACCAUCGGCACGCAGGGCGCCGCGCUCCACAACAGGAGCCACAGCAUCGAGGUCACCGGCAAGGAGGAGCUCCAGACGUGGGAGAUGUCCAAGACGGACGUGGAAAAGAGCAGUACCGGGUCUACGGUGUCUUGA
Messenger RNA from Parascedosporium putredinis, 1005 nucleotides. NCBI's taxonomy places the organism in Eukaryota, Fungi, Ascomycota, Sordariomycetes, Microascales, Microascaceae. The record is from the annotation of a GenBank genome assembly.